Oldenlandia corymbosa var. corymbosa is the source of this 1519-nucleotide messenger RNA. NCBI's taxonomy places the organism in Eukaryota, Viridiplantae, Streptophyta, Magnoliopsida, Gentianales, Rubiaceae. The record is from the annotation of a GenBank genome assembly.
GUUGUAUUUAAGAGCAAGAAAGUAGUGGACAAGAAGGAGAUACAACAGAAGAAAGAUGAAAGAGCAAAUGAUGUGGUAAUCAAGUCAAUUUUGCAGAGACCAAAGCCAAUUAUAACAAUUGUUGCAUCAAUCUUUCCUCCUCAUAUCCUAAUAGAACGCGAUAAACGCUCCCCAAAAAAACUACUUCGCACGCCCCAAUUAGUCCCCCAAAAUACUUCCAAAUUGGAACUCUGCAAUUACCGUCGCCGUCCAACAAUCAUGCCAGCUAGCAAGUAGAUCAUCCCGAAGCUCUCAGAUUUGAAAUCUUCAAGCAUCUUCGUUCGCGCGGCAGCUUUGAAUCCGACGACAUCGGCAGGAAGAUAGCCGUUAUUUUUGGCAGUCGUACGGGUCGCGUCAUGCUUCAUCUUCUCCGCCCAUCCAUUACUGUCUUAUCCAGCUAAUUAGCGGGCAACACAACAGCACUUAACUUCUGUCCAAUCGGAGUCCGAAGGCAGGAGACGAGGGACUUGGGUUAUGUCCGAUGAGGAAUCAAAGUGAAGCAACCCCAAGCUUCAAAAAAUGGCAACCGUCCUGUUCCAGACAACAAAGAGCAAAAUCCCGUAGUCAAAACUCAUCGAUUCAAUAACAUGAGUUCCAGAUUGCUUCAAGAGGAAAGGUGAAUGAUUACAUUAAUUCUGGCCUUGGUCUGCUUCAAAAUCAAUAUCACAACGGCUUACAAAUUAAAGCCUUAGGGAAUGCUAUAUCCAAAGCUGUGGCUACUGGUGAAUUGUUAAAAGCUCGAUUGGGGGGUUUGAAAUAGAGAGUUAUUACCUCAAUGACAAAUGGGGUUUCAACAUUCAUAAUAACUCUCACAAUAUGCAAGCCCCAAACCCCGGUGAGUCAGACUAGCUGCCGCCAAAGACAAAAUCAUAAAUAUACUUAUGCUCAAAGGUCACCGAGAGAGCAUAUGGAAUGGAGGAAGAGGCCCAGUGAACCCCAUGUCAAGGGAAAUUUUGCGGAGGGGGCUACAGCUACACAUGCUACUGGUUGCUCUAGAGGAUUCCAAAAUCCUCAACUCAUAGAGAUAAUUGAGGAAGGGACAGAAUCUGAGGUAGCUCUAAAGGAUAUUAAUGUGAGGAGCAUGCCGGAGCCGCCGAAGGCUGGAUCGGAGAAGAAAGUGAAUCUAUUAAGUAGGCUCAAAGCAAUCCAUGUUUCUAGGAAGUGGAAACGUCUACCCAACAACUCUUCUUCAACAGACCCUUCAAAGUAUUGUCAUCUGUCACUUGCUAGUAACAGGAGUGCUGAGAAUGAUCAUGAAAUUCAAUCGUUAUGGAGGAGGAGCAAAUCUCUUGAGGAGGUCCAGGCAGACAUCAAUGUCGCUCGGGGAACACAGACUUACAAGAAAAGGAAGCUGGUGGCACAAAACGGUCAGGUAACAUUCUUUGAUUCUAACUUCAAUGUGCCUAUCAUUAGUAGUGCAAUAAAAUCUUUAAAAGGUUUUGCGGUGGUUGUACCAAAUCAACCGCCUUCGUUGAUAUGA